This is a messenger RNA of Amborella trichopoda, 5483 nucleotides long. The record is from RefSeq and is a predicted model, not a curated record. NCBI's taxonomy places the organism in Eukaryota, Viridiplantae, Streptophyta, Magnoliopsida, Amborellales, Amborellaceae.
UUUCAAAAGCAUGAAAGUAGCAAUGGCUGCAAUGCACAAAUAUAUAUAUCUUUCAAAAAAUAUAUACGAUUUGUUGGCCUGAUUUAAAUCGUAAUAUAAAAAAACACGUUUUAAAUGCUUUUAUGAAAACUACGCUAUUUUUUCCCGACCUUCUUCAAAAAUUUUUAAAACUGUUUCCAUAAAAUUGCCGACUUUUGAAAAAAUCGCUGAUUAAACAGCAAUUUGCUAACUAUGCUCUCUACACAGUGGGGCUCCCUCCAAAUACACAGUAGGCAUGUCCAUCUCCAAAUGCCCUUCUUCCUCUCCUCUUACCAUGCCACUCUCGUCACCUCUUUCUCUCUCAUUCCAAACCCCUCUUUCUCUCUCAUCCAGAAACUCUCUUUCUCUCACAUCCCUACUCUCCUCCUCGUUGUUUCUAUAUGCAAAGCUCUCAUCAAUGGUGGCACCACCGAGUUGCAGAAGCUCCCCAUUGUCCUCUCUCACUCCCUUGUAUUGCAAGUCCUCAAGAAAGACCUCAACCCACAUAGGAAAAUGGAGUUUUUCCGAUGGGUUUCUUCCCAAACAGGUUACAAGCCCUCGAACGACGCUUAUUCUCUCAUGGUUCAAAUAGUUUCUCGGAAUAAGGACAUUGACUCUCUAAGGACACUGAUGCAUUCCAUGAAGACAGAGAAAAUGGUUCUUGACUCUCGCUCUUUCAAGCUUAUGCUCAACUCCUUUGUUUCGUCAGGUAAUUUCGAUCAGGCUCUUGAAUUACUCCAAGACAUGGAAGAAAUUGGUUCGAGCUUGAGUCCCCAGAUUUACAGUUCAGUCCUUCUUGCUUUGAUUAAGAAGGAGCGUGUCGACUUGGCAUUAACAUUGUUUCAUAGUGUUCUCAAGGGGGGCCACGUUCUUCUGAGCUCUGUUGCCUGCAACCAACUUAUGGUGUUUUUGAGGAAGAGAGGGAUGGUGGUUGAGUUUAAAAGGGUUAUCUCAGAGCUGAGAAAUCUGGGUUAUCAAUUCGAUAUUUGGGGUUACAAUAUCUGUAUUCAUGCUUUUGGGUCUUUUGGUGAUUUGGGUUUCUCUUUAGAACUCUUUAGAGAGAUGAAAGAGAAGAGUUGGAACCCUGAUCUUUGCACUUACAAUACUUUGUUGCGUAUUCUCUGCAAUUCCAGUAGGCUUAACGAUGCUUUGGCCAUUGCAGAGGAGCUUAAGAACUCUGGUCAUGAUCCUGAUGGUUAUACUUAUCGUAUAUUAAUUCAUGGGUGUUGUAAAGCUUAUCGUAUAAAUGAAGCUUUGAAGCUUUUUAGAGAGAUGGAGGUCAAUACUCGAAACACUGAUACUGUAGUUUACAAUUGUAUGAUGGACGGGCUCUUCAAAGCUGGGAAGGUCUCAGAAGCUUGCAAUUUUUUUGAGAACAUGGUUCAAGAAGGGAUUAGACCCACUUGUUGGUCUUAUAACAUUUUGAUCGAUGGGUUGUUUCGAAAUGGAAGAGCUGAGGCCGCUUAUACUCUCUUCUGUGAUUUGAAGAAGAAAGGCCAGUUUGUUGAUUCCAUUACAUAUAGUAUAGUUAUAUGGUAUCUAUGUAAAGAUGAUAAAACUGAGGCCUCUUUGGAGCUUGUUGAGGAAAUGGAGGCUCGAGGAUUAGUUGUAGACUUGACUGCCAUUACCACUCUCUUGAUGGGGCUGCACAGGACUGGAAGGUGGGAUUGGGCUGAGAAGCUUAUGAAGCAUGUGAGAGAUAGUAGCCUGGUUCCAAGUUUGAUAAGGUGGACUACGGAAAUGGAGUCUUGUUUAAGAGCUCCACAAGAUAGAGCAAAGGACUUCGAACCCAUUUUUCAAUUUGAAGGUGGUGAAAGAGAAAUUGUGAAUCUCAUAAGUUAUGAUUCUGGUUCAGAAGACAAAACCCAAAUUAGAGAUGAGAAAGAAUCUGACAUCUGGUCCCCCUCUGUGCACUUGGAUCGAUUAACAGAUAAGCCUAGCGCUUUACAUGGGACUCGACAAUUUUCGUUGUAUAGAGGAGUAAGAGUACAUGGCAAGGGGUUUGAGUCCUUUGACACUGAUAUGGUCAACACAUACAUGUCUGUCUUUUUGGCUAAGGGAAAACUGAGCAUAGCCUGUAAGUUGUUUGAGAUCUUUAAUGCAAUGGGUCACAAACCAGUAAGCUACACUUAUAAUUCCUUGGUGAGCUCAUUUGUGAAGAGAGGCUACUUUAAUGAAGCUUGGGGUGUUCUUUGUGAGAUGAGAGAGAAUUGUCCAGCUGAUAUCGCAACAUACAAUGCAGUAAUUCAGGGUUUAGGGAAGAUGGGUAGAGUAGAUUUGGUUUGUGCAGUCCUUGACCAACUGUUGCAAACAGGUGGUUACCUUGAUGUUUUUAUGUAUAAUACUCUGAUACAUGUACUUGGGAGAGGGGGUCGACUUGAUGAGGCCAACAAACUAUUUGAACAGAUGAAAUCAAGUGGUAUCAAUCCUGAUGUGGUCACUUAUAAUACACUAAUUGAAGUGCAUAGCAAGGCAGGUAGGGUGAAAGAAGCUUACGAAUAUCUGAAAGCGAUGUUGGAUGCAGGUUGCCCUCCUAAUCAUAUCACAGAUACUAUACUUGAUUUUCUAGAGAGAGAAAUUGAAAAAUUGAGGUAUGAAAAGGCAUCUAUGAAGCGGGUUAAGGAUGGUCCCUCUUGACUUCCUUUGUUGGUAUUUAUCCAAUCCCCUUUCCCAUUUAUAUGUGGGCAAGAGGUUGAGGCUUGUGUCUUUGCCCUGAACCACAAAGAGGGAAAAAACUCCAAACUCUAAAAGGUGCUUCUAAGAGUUCCUUUAACUGAAUCAUGGUUCCCAUACUUCUAUAGCUUUCUGCUGCAUUUCUUGGAAGUCCUCGUGUUCAGAUGGUCCUUGCUAUGACUUUCUCAUGAAUGAAGUGGUAAUCAAUUUCAAUGUGCUUGGUUAUCGAACCAAAGUUUGGGUACAAAGUGAGAUAAAUCACUAUGUUUUAUGACCAUUGUUUGUUGCAAAAUAGAAGAGUAAUCGGUUGUGAUGUUGAAUGAGGUACCUCAUAUUGAUAGCCUUGGCAAUGGGCUCGCCUAUGACAUUCUGCUUUAACACAUCAGCCAAGUUAUGUUUGAAGAUCAUUGGAGUAGCCAUCUUAGUAAGUAUCUAAGGAGGUUCACCACCCCAAGGGGACUACUACAGGGCAGAACGCUAUCUGUUAUAACCUUAACAUAUAUGAGAAUUCAGUGAUAAUAGAAGAAUCUAAAAGAAAGAAAGAACAAUUAUGAGGGUCCACUUUGUUUUUACCUUUUUGUAAUUAGUUUGUAUACUUGAUGCUGCUGUGUGGUUGCAGGAUUAUGCAAAAUUGUUGGACAAGAUUUUAGUGUCUGUGCAUUGUCUUUAAACACAUUGUCUACAUGUUUAAAGAUUUGACAAGAGUGCCAGACUAAAAUGGUCGGAAAAACGGCAACACUCUUUUAAGUCCAUAUUAGGUUUUGGAAUGUUCACAAACCUGUUUGGCAUGUGCUGAAUAAUUUAACUUGGGUGGGUGCUACUUAUAUACUUUCUUAUCUUGAGUUAGUUUAUUCCCAGUAUACAUAACUUUGAGAGGUGAAAAUUAUGGAGUAACACUAGGUUAAAGGUUUUGUUAAUGCUAAUUCAUGUUGAUUAUCACCUUUAGUCACUAAUUGUGCCUUACAAUGUUCACUGAUUCUACUUGAUCUUAGAUAUCUGUUAACUGUCCACAAAAUUUAGUUUAGAGAUUUGAGGGAUAUGUUACUAUGUCCAGUAUUGAUUCAAAAGCGGUCCGCCCAAUAUGGGGUAUUUUUUGUUUUUUUUUUGUUUUUGUUUGGAUCAUAAAAUAUGUAUGAAUAUGCAUUUUUUAUACAAAAUUUGGACCUAGAACAUGAUUACUGGAAACCGCUUUCCCCCUAUCUCUAAGGCCACCUAGGCAGCUCCCAACAUUUUCUGGAACACUGAUGUUCAGUAUUCUGGUGAGUUUCUAUCUUUUCUGGAAUGACUUUCUUUUUAGAUGGUCGCACCCUGUGAUUUAAAAAGGCAAGGGGAAGUCCCAAAAAAGCGGACGCACCAAAUAGUUGGGAAAAUACUCCGAUGAUGAUGAUGAAGGGGAAAGCCAAAAGUGACAUUGAUAGAAGUAGUGAGAAAAAAUAUAGUGACUUUUGGUCUUAGUGAGGAUAUGACUCUUGAUAGAGAAGAAUGGAGGAACAAGAUUCACGUAGCUGAUAUCAAAUAAUUGGGAUAAGGUUUGGAUGAUGAUGAUGAACGAGCUUGGACUCCUUAUAGGUAUUUGAGUGAAAAUGCUAAUUAUAGAAAAGAUGUUGACGAAGGUCAGAUGGGAAUGAAUGUUGAAGAAACACAAAGACCAUAGUUGCCGUCUGUACCAUGAAAGAGAAUGUGGAGCACAAAUGGUGAGAAAUACUAAAUUACCUCUGGAAAAUUUAUACCCAUACACAUUAUAUUUUAUAUCCUUACAGACGGUGCACAAAAAAAGUGCAUCAAGGUGUUGAGUAAUAUAUACUGUAAAUUGUUCAUUUGUUGCUGAGUUGUUUAAUGGGACACAGUUGUUGAUUUAAUUUUUUUAAAUUGUGCGGUUUUUUAUGUUUACUUUGUCAUUUAGAAAUGAUAGAGAAGGCGCAAGUCUAAUGGUCAACUGGUGGUGUUUUUGUAUCUUCGGGUUCUAUGAGAUAUUUUAGAGGCUGUUGGCCAUGGUUGGUUGAGGGUGACAAGUGCCAUGGAAAUGUUUACCAGUAAUUUAUGGAGUUUUUAAACUUGAUUAUCUCUUUUCUUUGAUUUUAAUUCAAUGCAACUGUAGAGGGAUACUUUCAAGCAAUGUUUAAGCACUUGCCUGAGCCGACUUGGACCUGGGGUUGACAGCUUAACAAACCCAGAGCAGGCGAGUAUUAUAGUGACAUGCCCAACUACUUGCACUAGUUUGAAAUCCACCCCUCCUUUUUUUGUUUUAAUAAUUUCAAACCUAUAAGCUAACCUAUUUGAGCCAAAUUUGAAACCCUAGUUAGAUUUUAGCUAGAGCUGCUGAUUAUAUAUAAUGGAUUUGACAAAAAAAAAUCAUAUUUUAUGGAUUCUUUAAUAUAAAAAAUAGGCCAGGUUUUUUUAUUAUUUCAAAAAAUUCUGAUUUCUUCAUAAUCGAUUGUCAAUGUUUGAUCGCUAAGCCUAGUUUUAUGUUCUUGAUCUAAACGUAGGCUUUAUUUUUACAAAAAAGAAAAGAUAUUCAAAAUAUUAAGAGUUGAGAGAUUUGAAAUUUGGAUUUAUUAUAAAAUUUUUCAAGAGUUCCAAACCCUUAGAUCCUGACUUGAAAACCAAGAUUGGUUUGGGAGUUGUGAUUGAGGUUGUCCAAGGGAGCUUUGAUACGGAUUGGAGGCAUUGGUUCGUACCAAGCAAGGAAGAUUGGGUGACCAACCUCAGAAUUUCCGUUAAAUUUCAUUUUUCAAUUUAAAUUGAUAUAUUUGAUUUUUUUUUUUACUUGGUCAAUUGUACUUGAUUUAUGA